GCUAAGCUAACUCCAGUCCCCGUUUGCCCAACUGGCUUCAAUAUAUAUGUUUGUAGUUAACUUUAACUCGAAUUAACAUUGAUUUUCGCUUAUCGAUUUGGCUUUGGUGUUUUCUCUUACUCAGUCCUCAUAUGUUGCCGUAAUUACCCCCCCUCUCAACAUUUAAUUAACCCACAGUAUUCGCUAUUGUAUCAGUUUUAUAUUCCGAAAUACUUAUUUUUGUCGUGUUUCGUUGGUGUAAAAUACACCACAGCCUUGGCUUUACAUUGCUAGUAUAUUUGUUUUUUUGUUGUAUUCAGACGUGUUGGCUAAAUGUGUCACUAACGUUAACUAAAACCGGAAUGUUGUUCAGCUAUAGCUAACGACGUUAACGUUAGUUUGUAAUGAAUUGUAGGUCGGGUGUUAGACAGCAGCCUGGCCAGUGAAUGUCAUUAUCAGUGCUGUCUGCAUACCAGUGCCAUGACCAUGGCGAGCCAGAGGAGGGGAAGUAGAGUUUGUAGACGAGGGGGAGAGAGAGAGAGGAGAGAAAGGGAGUUUGGAGAGGAAAUGAAUAUGAAUGGAGCUGUGCGCGUUGUCCUUGUUAGCUACGAAGGAGAAAAAAACAGGGAAGCAGACAGAGACUUAGACGCAACAAUCUGAACAGAAACACUGCAGUCUCCACCAUGUACCUUUCUGAAGACCAGAAGAUCUGGAACAUUUGAAAAGAUACUAACAAAACACACAGACUACUCAACGGGGGACUAAUAGAUCCAAGUGAAGGGGGUAGUGGAAAGACUCAUCCGUAGCUCUAACUCUGACAUGGCCAGUACUCAGACGAGUCUGAAAACCCCAUUCAAAGACCUGACCUCGUUCAAGGGCAACAUGAAGCAGCUGUACCGUGAGAGAAUAGAAGACGUGCCCAUUAAGAAGAGGCUGAUGGCUGAAAUGAACCUGAAACGCCGAAACCUGGACCCUCUGCCCCCCCUGCCCUGGACCCCCAAGGUAAAGAGGGAGGCUGGGGAAGAGCAGAACCAGGACCGGGAGGUGGAUCCAGGCAUGACUAGAUCAAUAGAGAUGGACAGUAGGGGGGAGUUCCAGGUAUGUGGAGCAAAAGCUUUAGACCUGAGCCCCGGGCUGAAACACACGCUGGCAGCCUUCACUCUCAGCAGCGCGCGCUCUCUAGGGGGCCCAGCAGCCUUCUCAGCCCGCUCUGGCCACGAAGCAUCCUCCUCCCCCGGCCCUGGUUCCUACCCUGGCAUGGCACCUCUACCCUCCCCUCCUGUGCUGGGAGGUAUACCCCUGCUGGUGCCCAGUGACAGCUCCACAGAACUCAGCCACUCCCUUCUCGAGGGAGAAUCCAUCUCGUGCUUUGCCGUCGGCGGGGAGAAACGCCUCUGCCUCCCCCAGGUGCUCAACUCGGUUCUCCGCCACUUCUCCUUGCAGCAGAUCAAUUCCGUGUGCGACGAGCUCUAUGUGUACUGCUCACGCUGCGACGGGGAACAGCUCCACAUACUCAAGGUGCUGGGUAUUUUACCCUUCAAUGCUCCGUCCUGUGGCCUCAUCACCUUAACUGACGCCCAACGCCUCUGCAACGCCCUCCUCCGCCCGGGGGCUGUCCUCCCCUCCGAACCCAUCACCAAGCUACCCGGCCAGGAGCUCCUCAAGGAGACGGAGGCCAGCUUCCAGGUGGAGCACCAGUGUCUGGGGAAAUGCCAGGGUCUGUUCGUUCCCCAAUUCUACGCCAAGCCAGAGUCGCCCUGUAUUCAGUGCGUGGAGUGCCAGCUGCUCUUCUCUCCGCAGAAGUUUGUGAUGCACUCUCACAAGUCGCCGGACAAGAGGACCUGUCACUGGGGCUUUGACUCGGCCAAAUGGCCGUGCUACCUGCAGCUGGGGAGGAAGUACCUGGGAACGGCAGAGGAGCCGCAGCUCAAACAGCUGUUGGAGGACAUGAAGGACAAGUUCCACUACAACCGAAUCAGCGACAAAAAGGUGGUAGAAGAGGACGGCGAGGUGAGAAGAUUGUCUCCUCCAGAACCUCUAGCGUCUCUUAACAGUAAACUAGCCGACAACGACGCAGCGACCAAGGUUCAAGGCCAAGCCCAGGCUACUCUGGUGUUCCCCCACAUCAAGGAAGAGCCCAGUCACCCCAGUUACAACCUGUAUACAUAUGAUAAGAUGGUGGCUCCUAAUGUGUCUCUGAGGGAUCAGCCGGAGGUCAGCUCUGAGGUUCUGGGGGAGCUGCUCAAACACCACUACAGUAGGAGACUGGCCCUCGGCCACCAAGACACUGCUAUGGGUCAGUACCACACACACACACAUCUCCAUGCCUCUCCCCCUGCUCCUCCUGUUGUCAAUGACGCCAAGUCUCAGCAGCGCGUUGUUUCUACUGCUGACCGGGACCGCCAGCAGCCAGUUUCCAUGGAGACCAUCCCCAGCAACAAGAGUUCUUCUGCUGUAGCGAUGACCACGUCGGUAGCGGCGCCGGGGAGUAAAGAUGUCCUGUCUUCUGUCUGUGAGGACGACAAGGAAAGGAUCGUAGUGGAGAUCGUUCAGAUGUACAGCAGACAGCAGGAGAAGCUGCAUUCCACCCUGCACAACCAGCUGCAGCUAGAGAUGGAGUUGGAGGCGCUGCGUGGAGGUGAGGCUGUCAGGCUGCAGCAGCUGGCAGCAGAGCAGUGUGAGCUGCAGAGUGAGCUGGAGGCGGUGCACACUGAGCAUGCCCACAGGCUGGGGCAGGUGAGGGAGGAGCAGAGGGAGUUGGAGCACAGACUGGAACAGCUGAGGCAGCAGAGCUGUGUGUGUGACAACACACACCAGGAGGAACGCUAUGCUAACCAGCUUGCAGAGCUGCGUGGGAGGUUGGAUGGUGCAGAGGCUGACCGGGAUAAGCUCCAGGAAGAGUUGAGGAGUGAGCGGGAUGCCCGGGAGAAGCUGGAGAGAAUCAUCUCUCAGCUCCAACAGCAGAUGGGCCAGACGGCCUCCACCUCGGCCUCCUUCGUCACUACAGGGAGCCCCUCUCCGCCCCCCACCCCCUCCUCUCACCCCCCCCACACAGAGGGACACACCGCUGGCCCUGCCGAGCAGCAGAACGGUCAUGCUCAUAAGUAGAGGAACUUAAGAAAUGCCCUUCUGUCUCUCUCACCUCCGUUCUUUUGCUGCGACUCCCUCCCUUCAUCCCUCACCCCCCUGCUGGGAGAGACGGCAGCCCUUCAGACACAGACAACCCCCUCCCUCACCAUGUCUACCCCCUUCUCCCCCAGGCUGCUUCUCUCAUGUUGAUUAUGGCAGCCCCCCCGCACCUCUCUGAUUCAGAGGGGUUGGGUUAAAUGCGGACACAUUUCAGUUGAAUGCAUUCAGUUGUACAACUGACUAGGUAUCUCUCUCCCUCCUCCUCUUUAGUUUUUUGGAUAAGGAUUCCUGUUUGUCUAUUAAUUUAACACCACAUUAGUUUAAUGUUUUGGUUUACUGUCCGUAAACACUAUUUCAACUUUUUGGGGAUAUACAUGUUUGUUUUUUAAUUUAUAGUUUUACUGAAUGAACAAAUGACUGCUUGGCAGACCGAUAGGAGUAGGAUGUUUUUAAGGACACUCUCCUCCUUCCCUCGCAUCCUCUCCUCCUUCCCUCGCAUCCUCUCCUCCUCCCUCCUUUAGAUUGUGGAUUUGAUGUGUUGCGUGUGGGAGGUCAAACAGACAGUUCUAUCCUGGCCCUGCCCCUUGACUCUGUUCUGAACUGCGGUUACACUAGCGUUGUCACUCUUUCUACUACUACCUUGCACGCCAACUGGAGCUGCUGGAGCUAAGAUGGCGCCCGCUUGGGUGUUCCCCAUCUCAUACAGACAGUCCAGUGCUCUGGCCCAGCUACUAGCCACACAGGACAUUUUAUGGAUACACAUUUUCGUUUCACCUUUGUUUAAAAAAAUAAAAAAUCCUUAUACACAUUACUUUCAAAUAAGCGAAAAGUGGUUUUGAGUUUGAGUGUUUGAUUUCCCUGUUAGCAACAGUUAGGGUCUUGCCACCCUCUCUCCUCUGUGAGACCCUCUCUGUCCCAAAUAGUAGACUAUUCCCCGUAUAGUGCACUACUUUUGACAAAAGUAAUGCCAUAUUCCCUAUAUAGUAGUGCACAAUAUAGGGAGUAGGUUGUUAUUUGGGAUGCACACUCUGAGAGCUGCAGGGGCUAGCUGUCUGCCUGGGGGAAUAUGGGUCACAGGUGAAAGGAAUUAGUCCAGACUGACAUCUGAUCUGCCUGCCUAGGAUCCAGGCCCCUUCCUCUUUCCCCUCCACCUUAUUCCACCUCACUGAACAAACAGAGCCUUGCCUGGCCCAGGCAGGGAGGUACAGUCAGGCAAAGAGAGCGUGGCAAGGAAGAGAGGAAGGGGAGAGACCGGGAGUGCAGGGGGCAGACACCCUCUCACGCUGGGUGGGCCGGAAGUAGAAGUCCAGGCGAACAGCACACCCAGCCCCAAUCAGCUAGCUCACACAGAAUGGAUUUAGCCGCCACAGGCGGACCCUAAGAGAGCAGGGAAGUCUUUUUAUAGCCCCCCCCCCCCAGACCCUUAGAGCCAGGUUGCAUGUAAAUAGUUAUUUAAGAGGGCCUUGGUUUAUUUUUUAUGCAUCUGCUAUACAUGCAAAUUGGUAGACAUUCCACUGUGCUCGGACUUCUCAAUGCAGAUCUCUAAAGAAAGAGUUUCCUUUAGAACCGAGUUUACACCAUGCCCUGACACAGUACUUAUAAUAUAGUAGGACUUAUUUUGUUAUUAAGCAGCAACGUUUAAACAAAGCUUCAAAACCCAUUAUUUUCAUGAGGACAAAAACCACCCCACGAAACGGACGCCCUGGGUGUCUGAUGUAAAAUUCAGUUACAUGCAGAACAAAUCCAAUCCAUUCUGCUCUACCGACCGUUCCAUAAACUUUUGGAAAUUAUUUUGAGGGGGGAAAAAAUAUAUUUAAUGUAUCAACUAAAGAUUUAUAUUCACUUUGUACAUAUAUUAACUAUGCCAUGGGAUAAUAUUCUAAAGGUUAUUAUAAAAUUGACUGGACCAGGCAAGGCCGACGCUCUAAAAACAUCCGUUAUGUUUCUGUUGCCUGAGUCUUUGAAACUUUCAGAUUUGACUUGUCGUUUACUCUGCUAAAGGAACACUCCGCAAUACAACGUCAUCAUACGCAGCGACAGACUUCUUGUUUACCGUUAUCAACAAUAGCAGAAUUCAAGACUGAUCGGCUGUUAACAAUUUUUUUUUUUUUUUUACGCCAUGCCUACAUUGGGACUAACGGAUAGUGGCUGUCUUGGCAGAUUAUAAUUUAUUGUUGUCGCUCCGCUGUGUACACUGACAUUGUGGAGCGCACUUUUUUUUUAAAUUGCUGUUGAAGUGCAUGGUGUUCGGAUACGGCCGGAGGGCUGAAUAGGAAAGGAAAUACGUCGUUACAGUACUUCCCAGACCUGAUUACCUUGAUUUGUUUAUUUCGUGGAUGAUGAUUUCACCCUGAUAGACUUGACGUGUAAUCAUAAUGUAUACGCUUUCGCUCUUAAUCCAAUUUUCGUACACUAAACCACAUCCCCAGACAAAUUUGAAUAUGCACCGAACAUGUUUAUUUUUAAAAACUAAAUUUGAAAACAAAACAAAGGUUUGCAUGUAACUAAGUAAAUGGAUCCCCUUAAUAUGGUUUGUUAGUUUAAUGAUAUCUGACUUAAUAUGUUUAUGGUAUAAAAACGAAUUGUUUGUGUACUAAGUGACACUAUUCUCUAGUGCCCAUAGGGCUCUGGUAAAAAUAAAAUAAAUGGUGCACUAUAUACGGAAUAGCGUGUCAUUUGUGACAGACAAGUGGGGAGGGAGAACCUAACACACAACUUGUUGACCAACUACCUAAUCAAACUAUACAAAUGUAGCCUCUAGAUUCUGCAAAGUGGAGCGAGAGAGAGAGAGAGAGAGAGAGAAGUGUGUUUGGUUCUGAGCGCAUGUGUAUUUGCCAGUGACCGAAGCACAGUAGCGAUGAAAAAGGGGAGAGAUUUAUUAUAAUGUGCCGCUGUGGGUUGUGUCCUAAUUUUUUGUCAACACUUUCUCGUCUUGGGGGUAUAGGGUCCUUGGGACUGCAUUGAUGUUUUACAUCACAAGAUAAUCAGUAUUAGGUUUUGUUAUUAUCGCCAUAGUUACCUCCUAGAACAGUCUACAACAAUCGUUUUGGGGUAUCAAAUGUAUUUCUUGUACUUCUAUGUUUUCUGUUGGUGUAAAUUACAUUUUAUACAGAAGAGGGCGCUCUAUAUUUACUUUAGUUUAAUGCCAUGCUAAUGAUGUGAUGGAUACAAUGGCUUAAAAUAAAUCAAGACAUACUAUGCUGUAACACGGUGUGCUGUGCCCUCUUGCAUUUGCAAUGUUAUGAGAACUAGAAGACUAUGGGUCCUGGUCAAAGGUUGUGCACUAUAAAGGGAAUAGGUUGCCAUUUGGGACUUAACCACAGUCAUGUACAGUUUAUUUAUUUUUAUUUUCAUUUUUUAUAGCUGUGUAUUUUGUCCAAUUCGACUUACUACUAGACCCUUGGCCUUGCUUCCGGAGCACAGUUAUACAGUAACUAGCAUUUCCAUAGUUUAAUUAUUAUUAUUUAUUUUUUUACAUCCAUCCCCAAUGGAUUGUUCCCAGAUUUAAAUGGAUAGCGCAGCGAUUUAGCUUUUUAUUUUUUAAAUUAGUGAAAUCACUGAACGAUCCCUUUAAUGAAGGUGACGUAGUGUAGAAGAGGUAGUACUCUGUAAACGAUAGUAUAAGUUGGAUUUGGGAUCCGCUGAAGAAGUGUUGGAUCAAUUGUUUCCAUUUAUGCUUUGUAGUUUGGAUAUUUAUUUAGGAACACCGUUCUUAUUUAGCAGCGUGGGAGCUAGCUAGGAUGUUAAUCCAACACAAAAAAAUGGUUAUGUAUGUUUUGGUUUUCUCUGAGGUAUAAACACUACGUGUACGCCAUAUUUUCAGUUUAAACUUAGUAGGCUACACCUGACAUCGUAGUUUAAAAAUAAGAAAAUAUUUUUAUGGCUGUUUAAAAACGAACUUUUCUUUUUCUUAAAAUGCUAUAUUCUGAAAGAUGUAUGGCAGUGAGUGUCUGUAUGACUUUUGCAAACCAUGUUGCCAACAACAAUGCAGUGCGAUUGAGACGUUUGUUCUUUGCAUGAAACGAGACACGGUUCUCCUACCUCAUGUUGUGAUAUAAAAUGUUUUUUAAGCAGAGGACACUGCAUCUUUAACCGUUGGUCAUAAUUGAUAUUUACUAGUAUAUGAUGACAUACGUGUACAUGCUUUUAGCUAAUACCUCAGUUGUAUUUCUAGUGUUCUGUUUUCUCUCCCUCCCCCUGAUCUCAGACCUUGUAAACAUAUCCUGUAUAGCCAAUGAUAUAAAUAUACCCUGUAUAGACAAUGAACUUGGAUCAAAUUCUAGUAAAGUUCUUGUGUCAAAA
Oncorhynchus kisutch (coho salmon) is the source of this 7410-nucleotide messenger RNA. RefSeq names its product ski-like protein. The transcript is spliced from 8 exons. Gene Ontology annotation, molecular function: DNA-binding transcription factor activity, RNA polymerase II-specific; RNA polymerase II cis-regulatory region sequence-specific DNA binding; SMAD binding. Lineage: Eukaryota; Metazoa; Chordata; Actinopteri; Salmoniformes; Salmonidae. The record is from RefSeq and is a predicted model, not a curated record. Gene Ontology annotation, cellular component: nucleus; transcription regulator complex; cytoplasm. Bases 799 to 3087 code for a protein of 762 amino acids. Gene Ontology annotation, biological process: negative regulation of transforming growth factor beta receptor signaling pathway; negative regulation of transcription by RNA polymerase II; negative regulation of BMP signaling pathway.